Messenger RNA from Lagopus leucura (white-tailed ptarmigan), 1481 nucleotides. It is a transcript of the gene NOXRED1, whose product is annotated as NADP dependent oxidoreductase domain containing 1. NCBI's taxonomy places the organism in Eukaryota, Metazoa, Chordata, Aves, Galliformes, Phasianidae. Gene Ontology annotation, molecular function: pyrroline-5-carboxylate reductase activity. The transcript has 7 exons. Gene Ontology annotation, biological process: L-proline biosynthetic process. The record is from RefSeq and is a predicted model, not a curated record.
AUGGCAGCAGGAGCACAAAGAGGGACAGAUCCCCCGCAGAGGUGGAAUGGUGGCUGGGUGUGGGUGGUGGAUGGUGCAGAUCCUCACUGCUGCUGCCUGUCCUGAGCUUAGAUGGGGGAUAUUGAAGAGGUUUUUGCAUCCUUCUUGGCUGCUGAAGCAGUAGAAGGAGAGGAGGCCCUGCUAUAUCUGACAAGGCGCUGCAAGGGGCUGGCAGUGAGUGCGUGUGCCCAUGCUGUCUUCUUCUGCAGACUUCUGCAGGCCUUCAGGGUGAGCAGCACUGGGAAGACCUUGCUGACUUCUCUGGCAGAUAGCCACAGCCUGAAGGUUGGCAUUAUUGGUGGAGGCCGUCUUGGAAAUCACCUGGCCUGAGCACUGGUGGCAGUGGGUCGGGCUCCUUGCUCCAGUGUCCGCAUUUCUACCCGGCGCCCUGAGAGCCUGUCAGACUUGCAGAAACUAGGGCUCACCUGCUUCUACGACAAUGCGCAGCUGGCAGCCUGGGCAGACGUCCUGUUCCUCUGCUGCCUGCCAUCGCACAUGCUGUCCAUCUGCUCUGCAGUUCAGCCAGCCAUCCGGAAGCCCUGCAUUGUGUACAGCCUCGUCACUGCCGUUCCUCUGCCCAGGUUGAAGCAACUCCUUUGCUACAAUGCCAUCGUGAGGCCACAGUACCAGUGCCCUGGCAAGGAGCCUACAAAGGAGUGGGGGACAAAGGGGUCGGUCACAGAGGCACUGCAAGACCUUGCUGUUGUGCAGGCAACAUGCCCCCUCAGCUCCCAAGCGAAAAUAAAAGUCAAUGGCAAAUGGCUGGUGGCCAUUUUCUAUGCAGCCCUGAACAGCAGCAUGUGGCAGAGCCUGCCUCACCAGGAGGCACUGGCAUUGCUCAAUGACCUCUGUUUCCCUGGACACUGCCAUAUCUGCGCAGAGCAGAAAGCUUCCUGCCCACAGUUUACAUGCGAGAGUUUUGUCAGCAAAAGUUUUGCCUCUUCAAUGACUCAAGAGGAAACCUUCCCAUGGUUUGACCUGACAACUGCACAACUGAGAGAGUCUCCUUUUAGCCAGCUGCUAGAAAAGAGUGAGUCUGUCCAGAACCACCUUGCUCUGCUGUAUCAGUCAUCUUUUGGAGACUGGCCCACAAAGCAGUGUGUGCUGACCAGCGCCAAGACUUCUCCUACAUUAGCCAUACCAGAACCUGACGUGGUGUUGAUUAAGGACUCCUCACUGUCCACAACUUCUUUGAAAGUUUUUUCAGGAAUUCCAGAGGAAACUACUGACUAUGUUUCUAAAUCCUCAUAAACUGAAAUGAAGUCUAUGAUAUGCUGAGAUCUCGUCCCAAAGGGAUGAAUGCCCAGAGAUGUUGUCAACUCUUUUCCAUCCAUUUCCAUUGCUGGUCUCAGUAGUGUCUAGUGGAAGAACACACUGUAAGGACUUUGUAUUGCAAAAAUAAUGCCAAAAAGCAAAUAAACCUUUACUUAUCAAUUUCUUAA